This is a messenger RNA of Salvelinus sp. IW2-2015, 5883 nucleotides long. RefSeq names its product golgin A4 (gene golga4). Gene Ontology annotation, cellular component: Golgi apparatus. Gene Ontology annotation, biological process: Golgi vesicle transport. The record is from RefSeq and is a predicted model, not a curated record. Gene Ontology annotation, molecular function: small GTPase binding. Lineage: Eukaryota; Metazoa; Chordata; Actinopteri; Salmoniformes; Salmonidae.
GAGAGACUGGAUGCAGUUGAAAACGCUGGUGGGUCAUCCAGGCAGGAGCUGGAGCAGAGACUACAGGAGGUGCUGACCAAGCACAGUGUGGAUAUUGAGGAGAUCAAACUGCAGCAUGAGCAGUCCCUGGGAGGAAUGGAAAAGACGCUAAAAGAAGAACUCAACAAGUUGACGCUGGUGCUGAAGGAAAAAGAGAAGGAGCUUGAGGCUCACCUUGUCUGUGAGAAAAGGCUGAAAGAAGAAUCAGAGACGGUUCUUCAAGACCGGAAUGCCAAGGUUAAAGAAGUUGAGGAGCUUAGGAAGAGUUUAAAGCAGGCCCAAUCAGAAAAGAAGGGCCUUGAGAAAUCUAACGCCCAACUCCGUAAAAUCAGAGAUGAACUCUCACAGUGCAAGAGUCAGUUGAUAGAUUUAGAGCAAAAACUGGUGACAACUCGAAGUGACUGCCAGCAGAAAGAGGAAUCUCUUCAACAAAAGGUACAGGAGCUUGAAGAGCUAGAGAAGCAGUUGCAACAGGCUAAGAAGGAGCUCUCUGAACAGGAUACAUCUUACACUGAUGAACUGAACACUAAGCAAGAGGAAGAAAAGCAACUAAAGAAACAGCUAGAUGACCAGAAGGCUGCUCAUGAGAAGGUAGAAAACAUUAAGACAGACAUGGAGGCCAAGUUGAAAUCACAGGAAGCGAAAAUGGAGAAAUUUAAAAUAAAGAACAAAGAGAUGCAGGAGAAAUUCAAGAAGAAGCUUCAGGAACUUGAGGAAUCUUCAAAAAAGGAGCUGGCAAAGAAGGAGUCAGAGCUAUUGCAGAAGGAACAGCAAGGUAAAGAGAAAAUCAUGGAGUCUCAGACAAGUUCAGAAGGCCUGAGCAGUGCUAUGUCCCAGCUUGAGGCCAACCACAAGGAAGAACUAGAGAAGAUGUGUGAAGUCCAUAAGCAAGAGAAGGAAAAUCUUGAGCAUCAUUGGCAGGGAAAGCUGGGACAACAGGAAGAGGAAAUGCAGGAGAAACACACACAAAUACUACAGGAGAAGGUACAGGAAUUGGAGGAGGUCACCCAGCAGCUUGGAAAGACCAAAGAAGAAAAAGAGCAAGUUGUGCAGGAAGUGAAGAACUUGAAGGAGGAGUUGGUGAUGAGACAGACCACUGUGCAGAAACUGCAAGCCGAGCUUAAGGAAGCGGCAGUCAAGAUGGAGAGUUUAUCUCAAUCUGAGGCAAUGUUCAAAGAGCAAGUAGAGGUGAUUGAGAGGAAUCUAAACACGGCUCUGAAUGAGAGGAACUCCUUCCAGGAUCAGGUGAGCAAGACUGAGGAGAAGGCAAGAGAGACGAUCAAGGCUCUGUCUGAGAGGUUUGUAGACACCGAGACGCAGCUUCAAGCUCUUGAGGCUUCUAAGGGUGAAGAAGGGGAGGCCGUUCAGAGGAGACUUGAACAGCAUUCUCUUCAACUGGAAGUCAAGGAAAAAGAACUGCAGAAGCAGUUCACUGGGAUUAGCAACGAACUGAUGCGUUACUGCAGGGAAAUUGAGGCCAGCAUCGAAGGUGGUACGAAGGAACUCUCUGAACGAGUCGAGAGCAGAGUGAGAGAGUUGAAAGAGAGGGUUCUGGGUAAUCAGAAGAAGGUAGCACAUCUUAAAAACGUUAUCCUUACCAAGGUUGACAGGAUACGCACUUUGGAGGAGCAACUCCAUCAGAGGACAGAGGAGAAUAAGAACCUAUGCAGUUCACUAGAGCAAAUGACUGUUCAGCUAAAUGUACACAAAGAUGAUAUCAAAGCCUUAACUGCUGAGAGGGAGUCUCUGCAGAGGGAUGCUAAGAAUCACUCCCAAGCUCUCUCAGAAAAAGUAAUUUGCAUCGAACAGCUCAGUGAGGAAAACCGAACCAUCUCAGAGAAUGUCAAAACAAAUGUUGUGCGUAUCAGCAACUUGGAGAGUAUCGUAAAUGACUUGAAGACCCAGUUAUCAGGUAGCCAUAUGAGGAAGGAUGAAGCCAUAUCACUGCUUGAUCAGCAGCACAAGGAGGAGAGACAGAGGCUUGUUUGCCAAAUGGAGGAGAUCAUUGACAGACUAGAGAAAGAGAAGAAAUCUGCAGUGGAGCAAGCCGACACCCUCAGGAACAAACUCACUGAGUUCAAGACGAAAGCAGAGUCCAAGUUCUCUCAGAACCACAAUACUGUCAAGUCUCUGCAGACCAGACUUGAGGAUAUGGAGGAACAGAUCUCUGAGAAGAAUGAGGCCUUACAGAGGCUGACGGCCAGCAUUGACAAUCAGUCCGUCAGCAAGUCGGAGAUGGACCAAGCCUUGAGUGAAAAGGAGCAGAAAGUCAGUGCCCUUUCUUUGGAAGUGGAGAGCUGCAACAGCCGGCUCAGUGAGCUGGAGGAGCAGUUAUUCCUCAGGACGAAAGAGAGUGAGCAGCUAACUGCUGACCUGAAGCAGCAGCACAUUAUCAGGGAGAGUGAGAAACGAGAGCUCACAGAGCAUCUACAACAGACCCAGGAGCAGUUCAGAACCCAGAAUGGGAAUCUACUCCAGGCUACAGAGGAGAAACUGCAGUCCCUGGAGAGAGAGAACCAAACUUUGAAACAAGAGCUGGAGUGGCAAAGGGAAGCCUUUGAGAUGACGAAGGCUGAGAUUCUCAAGAGCAAAGAGGAGAGUCUGAAGGCGGCUGAAGAGAGGUUGUCAAAAGACAAUGCUGGGAAAGUGACCGAGCUGAAGAAGAAAGCUGAGCAGAAAAUCAGCCAGAUUCGGAAACAGUUGACCUCACAACUUGAGGAGAAGGAAAAGACAAUCAAAGACCUUCAGACACAGUUGGAAGAGGCCAAGAUCGAUGAAGCGAGAAAGAAGCAGCAGGUGGAAACCCUGGAGGAGAAAGAAAAUUCCCUUGAGGAAGCCAUGGCCAAGAUGACGGAAGAGCAGGAGAAACGCAUUGAGCAAGUGCGUAGUGAUGAAAGACUGGAAAAAGAGAGCUCUUUACAGAGUUUGAAGGACAUUUAUGAGGAAAAGCUAUCAUUACUUCAGAAAGACAUUUCAAACCAGGAGGAAGCCCUAGCCAAGCUGAAGGAAGAACAAGAAAAACAUAUUGAGCAAGUGCAGAACGGUGAGAGACUUGAGAAAGAGAGCUUAUUGGAGAGUUUGAAGAACAUGUACGAGGAAAAGCUAUUGUCACUUCAGAGAGAUGUUUCGAACCAGGAAGAGACCAAAGCAAAUGAGACCCUCUCAAGGCUUGAGGAGAUUAAGAUGAAGCUUAAGGAAGUAGAGGUGGAAAAAGUUAACUUUCUGGCUGAAAUAAGCUGCCUGAAGGAUGAUCUGCUUGAGAAGACUGCACUGAUCGAACAGCAAAAGACAGAAUUGGCUAGCUUAGAAAAACAGGGUACGAAUGCAGUGGAGGUCGUGGAGCAUUGCACUGCAGAGCAAACCAAGAGUCUCACAGCAGGCAAAGAGAUGGAGAACCACUCUCUGACGCAGGAAUAUGGGGAUGCUGAAUCUCUGUCAUCCCUGCAGAAUAAGCUGGCAGAGGCGGCGCAGGAGAAGCAGAAUCUACAGAAAGACUUGCGUUCCCUGAGGAGGGAGCACGAGCAGGAUCUGGAGUACGUGAAGAAGGAGUUGGCCCAAGAGAACGAGAAGAAGCUCAAGCUUGAGGUCGAGGAUCUGGAGAUGAAGCAGAACUCGUCCCUAAAGCAGCUGAUGAGGGAGUUCAACACACAGAUGGCUUUGAAAGAACAGGAGAUGACCGCUGCACUGAAGGAGACCAUUGGUGAGAGGGAAUCAGAGUUUUCUGACAAGCCAUUGCAUGAUAAGACACUGGCAGGGAAGGCCCAGAGCGUGGAGGUGGAGCUUAUGGACAGCCAUCAGGAAGAGACCAAUCAGCUGCAGAAGGUGAUCGCCCAGAAAGAUGAUGACUUAAACAGAACAGUCCAUCGAUAUGAGCAGGUCCUGCAGAGUCGAGAGGUGGAGAUGGGGGACAGAGUGUGGCAGGUACAGAAAGAGCUGGAGGACCUGCAGGCAAGGACCCACAGCGGCAGUGGAGAGAUGGGUGUGGAGGAGCUGCAGGCCCAGCUAGCUGAGAAGACCACCCUGCUGAGUGAGGCCAGGCUGAAGGAGCAGCAGUUUGUCGACAGGAUCCACUCACUAGAGGACAAAAUGAGAUGUGUCCACAAGAACUCAGUGUUGACUCAUAUGGGGAGCACGCUCAAAGAUCCUGGCCAUUACAGUGCUGAGUCCUUCUCAGAACCCACAGAGUUUGAGUACCUGAGGAAGGUGCUGUUUGAGUACAUGAUGGGGCGGGAAACUAAGACGAUGGCUAAAGUCAUAACCUCCAUGCUCAAGUUCCCACAAGACCAAGCUCAGCAGGUUCUGGAGAAAGAGGAUACAAAAGCAAUUCCUUGGCUACGAUGAGGGUCAGGUAUUAGAAUGAUGCUGGUACUUUAAGGAUGGAGGGUGGACUAAACUGCUGCUGAAGGACUAGAAGGAAGACUCUGUGGACUAGCUCUAGCCCUUCUACUGUCCUGUCUGAUUUCUUCUGCUUCUGACUGUGUGUGUUUGUGCGCUGUGUAGAUAUGUGUAUGAGCUGCAUAGCUAAUCUUAUGAGGGAACUAUAAAAUAUGCCAACUAAAGAUAGUAUCUAAUUCUUCCAGUCUACUUUCACGCGAUGAAAUUACGGUUUUUAAUUUAUGAAUUAUACAAUAUUUGUUUGUUUUUUAGUCCAAAAUUAAUUCUCUUUUUUACUUCGAUUUUCUUUGGAUGGAUGGCUUGUGCAAUAAGUUUGUUUUGGUCAUUGGGUUGGUUGAUUGUUUUUGAGUUGAUUAUUUGGUUGUGUUUUCUGAUAAAGGGACUGUCCAGUGUUUCCAGAUUUCUAUUAAAUAUGACCUAUAAUUAAUGACAAUAUGAGUGAAAUACUUUUCCUUUGAAAACGUGGUAUUUAAGCAGCUUUUUGUGUUGGAAUGGUGUGGGUUUACCCCAACAACUAACCUAACGUAGCAGGUCUAAAAGAAAUGCCUGAAACUAGAUUCCCUACACACUAGUCUUGACGAGAAGAAAAAAAAAUGUCAGGGGAGGUUCUCUUCUGCACUGUUCAGCCAAUCCAUUAGAUGUGGAGGAGGAGUUAAGAUGGAGUUGCAACACAGGCUCUUUCCAUUUCCCCUGAAAAGCAGAACAUCCGGUUGUUGGGGACGACCCAACUACAGAAUGUUGUGGGCGUAUACCGGUCAUUAAAAAUAUGAAUGUGAGUAGACCGCUGAUUGGCCAGCUCAGCCAAUGAGGCAGGAUGACAUCGUUCUCUAUGAGGAAAUGGCAAGCAUUUUCUAAACUGUGUUUUGAGAAACAAGUUUGAGGUGGGGUUUUUGAAGUGUUAUUUCUUCAAUUUAUGCUUUGCCCAGAAAUAUGAGUAUAAGACUAGUCAACAACAUUAUUUGGGUAUGGGUUAACAGCAUAUUAACUUUUAGGAGAUUUUAACUGGACAGUUACUUUAAAUUAUGGUUUUCAGUUGAUCCGUGGUUGUUUUUGAGUUGAUCUUUGGUUGUUUAUCAGUUGAUUUUUGGUUGUGUUUCUGCUCUACGUAUCAAUUUACCCUUAUGACUGUGUGAUGGGAUCAUAGAAAUAUAAUAUCUACGUUCUAUUUCUAUCGAUUCUUAAUAUGAAUCUGCAUUCUAUUUAUAUGGAUGAGAUGAUCCUUUAACUCUACCUUCCAUUACACUCUACCACUUAGACACACUGGCUUCUAGUACCAUGUUUGUUUGUUUCCCACAGCUUUUCUACUUUAUAUUUUGUGGUGACUGACCAAAAAAUAAACUCAAAACAUAUUAUAAAUAAAAAAGUGAAUCUGUACUAUUGGGAACAAUGUGACUGUUGGCUAUAUUAAUACAUUUUGAGACAAGCUAAUACAAUUUUAUUUACACWGAU